AAAAAAAAAAAAAAAAAAACGCCGGCAGUUGCUCAGUGAGGCAGACUUACAAAGCGUAUUUUUGAGUCCAUUGAUUCCUUCUUCUCUCGUUUCGGUCUACGGAUUUGUGCAAAAUCAUUCGAGGGCCUUGACACUUGGAUGGAAAAUAUUAUAAUACUGUUACGGCGACUUGACAUAUUUAUACUGCACCGAUGUUUGGAGGCUUGGACUUGAUCAGCGUGACCAUGUUCUCGAAUAUCUUGCGAUGAACCACACCUCGCUGAUUGUCGACGUAACCAGGUCUACCCUCAACAACGCACUGCCACUCGAAUCUUGUCGCCAGGCAAAUUUGCGCACUGGGAAUUGGGAACGUGUAAAAUCUGUCUUCACGCUCACCAUCAAUCCUAGAGGACGAAUCCCACCAUGCCAUGAUUCUCUCAGAAAGCUCUUGUGUUUCCUGCUCGAGUAUCUGGGCGUCAUCCGCCCAUGGAUCAAGGCUCACCAUCAACCUGUUGAGGUUGAGCUGAAGUGACCAUAAAGCGCACGGCAACUCGUGAAGAUUGAGAAUGGUAUCGUCCCUCUUCGCCUGUUCUCGGAGUUCCUCCUCCCACCGGUAGCUGAACUCUUUAACGCUGUGCAUUUCCUCCAAAACUCGAAGUUUUUCGACGGCAUCACAUGGUCCGUUCCCCAUAAUGUGUUCCUUUGCGAUGCGAAUGUAACGCGGAAGCUUAGUCUGCGCAGAGAGCAUGGAGGUGACGAACCUAUUUUGUCGUUGCAGCAACAAGAUUAUUCCCUCCCAUUUUGGAUCUUCGAGAAAGCAAUCGAUCUGGCGAAGGAAGCAUUCAUUGACUAAUGGACCGAACUGGCUUGCGAGAAGGCUCAUUUCAAGCUCGGAAUACGUCGCGGGGUCACGCAUUUGAAGAAGGUGCAUCAGACCAAGAGUGUGAUAUGACCAGCGGCCUGACGUUUCAUUCUGGAGGAGCUACCAAGGGUCAGUGAUACUUCCUUAUCCCAUAGAGGUUCAGAUGCAAGGCGCGCGAUAGGACAUACCUCAAAAAGUUGCAGCACGGCCGUGGCCAGGAGUAUAUCCGGCUGCAAUCUCCUCUCGACGUCAUUGAGAGCCAUCUGGAGGUCCUUUAAAGCUAUGCCAUAGAGUUUAAAAACCGUCGCCUCGGAGACGCCCGACGACGGACACAUUUCGCGUUUGUAUUGAGCCAUGGUGCAAUUUACCGUGCUCCGUACAAGCUCGCUAGAUCCAUAAUAAGCAGGAACAAAAUCAAGAUGAAGUGAAGCACCUUUGCCGAUAUGAACGGACGCAAGACCGGAAAGGAGAAAGACGUCGAAGCCAUGCUCGAUGCGAGCGGCUUCAUAAUCGCGCUUGGGAAGAUCUGGAAUUAUAACGCUUCUCCUCGGCGUAGCCGAUGAAUUCUUGCCGUUCGUUUUAUCAGGCUCAGCCGGGUUGCUGCCACCUUGCUCGGUACGGUGUUGAUCCUCUUUUGAGCCCUUGAUGUUGACGAAGCGAAUCUCCCUCGGACGCUUGCUCCUCUCGGCGAUGGCAAAACGCUUGGCUUGCGAUCGGAUUUGCCGUCGUUUAUCUUUCGUGGACUUCGCCGACUCAUCUAUGAAGACGAAGGCGGGUUUUUCAGCCUGUGCAGAUUUGGCGAUUGCUCUACUCAUCGAUGAAGAAGGUGAAAACAAACAAAGGAGGUUUGAUGCUGCAUCUGCUGACCAAAACUUGUACGGGAAAGAUGCCGACUAUAAAAGGGGCAUGCAGCGGGCUGCCGUGUCGAGAUAGUAUUUGAUCAGCAGAAACAGACCGCACCACUGGAUUAUACGCCAGAGCACGUCGCAGAAAGACGUUAUUCAGUUCUGCUAUAUGCUCUUAUUUCCGGCGUGAGGGGACAUGAUGAAGCGGUCUGUGUCUAUCUUACCUGCGCUAAAGCCGAUGUAAUGAAGUGUCCUGCGACAGCGCUCUGUGCAUUACCUCUGCUAGAUUCGGCUGAGUCCGGCUGGCCUUCGCCACUUGGUGAGGUUGGAGAAAGCAUGGGUGGGUUAUGAAAAAGCCAUUGAACGAAGGUCUUUCGUCCCUACUGAAUCACACACCCUUCGUCAUCAGACGACGACCCGGCGCUGGACCGGUCUCAGAGGCUAUCCUGCUGUCGACGGAGCGCACUGCUCGGGAGUUUUUGGACCAGUUCGCUGUCCGCGGCCCCAGAGCUAGAACGGUCGGCCGUUGCGCAGGCGUGUCAAAGAAGGCUAGCUUUUACCAAGAAGAUCGACAGACUAGUUCUAAGCCGGAAUCGUCUCCGCACAUGCCGGCUUCCUUCUGGCAGACUCUCAAAAGGCCAGCGCCGGCCGUCAGCACCGUCGGCUGCAAAUCCUGCCAGGCCUCAAGCGCACCCAAAAAAAGAGUGUCAGCUUGGACUCGGGCUUCACGGACGGCCCCAAGCAAAAGUCUUGGCGUUUGGCAGGGCUUAGACUGUGCGCUCGCCGCUAACCACGGUAUCCGCUUCUCCAAGGGGUGUCCCAUGCAAAUGUCUGUAAGGCUGAUGACUUAUAGCGGGCAUUGGGGUGAACAUGCUAAGUUAAGAGACAAGCCUAAGAUUACUUAACAAGUCGCCCUUUCUUCGACUGAAGCAACCGAUUCUGGUAAUCCCAUGACCCUUUACGCUUGCUGCCGCGUCAUGAGAAUAUGUCGUGCAGCCACUUCACGCUAUCUUCUUCUUUUUUUAUCAAGGGGCUGUCAGCACACAUGUUUAGGAAUCACAGCAAGAAUUUUUGUUUCUUUAUUUGCGGGAACAGUGUGGCACUGGUCCCCUUGGUGCACGGGUUUUGGAUCCUUGUCACACAGUCGAUUGAACAGCUCUUCGGCUUAGAAGCCGGAGGUCCUUCCACACGUGCUGUGCCACUAACGAACUGGAGGAGCAAAGUUCUUCAAGUGUUGUUUCGCACUAGACAAUCAUAUGCGCGCUCUGUACGCCAUUCGCACAUCUUGGCUGUGCUGCCAUCACUUGAGCUGGGACCUUGCAUGAACAAUGCAGAGGUUGAGCAGCGUUGCACACGGGUCGGCUCAUGAGUGAUACUCGCUUGCAAGCGUCGGCUGUGGUCUUCUCCCCGUGUCGUAGCAAUUACUUCCAGAAUACCGACUGUAUGGACCUAUUCUGCUUUGGACGACGACCUAUAUGAUUGCGUGACCACUAUCACCUGUGU
Messenger RNA from Verruconis gallopava, 3189 nucleotides. RefSeq lists its product as uncharacterized. Lineage: Eukaryota; Fungi; Ascomycota; Dothideomycetes; Venturiales; Sympoventuriaceae. The transcript is spliced from 3 exons. Bases 2034 to 2591 code for a protein of 185 amino acids. The record is from RefSeq and is a predicted model, not a curated record.